Molecule: messenger RNA, 3805 nt
Organism: Aethalodelphis obliquidens (Pacific white-sided dolphin)
Lineage: Eukaryota; Metazoa; Chordata; Mammalia; Artiodactyla; Delphinidae
Gene: PLA2G2E
Product: phospholipase A2 group IIE
Exons: 4
Coding region: 1118-1546 (142 amino acids)
Biological process (GO): phospholipid metabolic process; lipid catabolic process; arachidonate secretion
Molecular function (GO): calcium ion binding; phospholipid binding
Source: RefSeq, a predicted model, not a curated record
AGAACGAUAUUGGCUGUGGGUUUGUCAUAUCUGGCCUUUAUUAUGUUGAGGUAAGUUCCCUCUAUGCAUGCUUUUUAUGCAUGGAGGGUUUUUAUCAUAAAUUGGUCUUGCAUUUUGUGGGACCUCGACAUUUCUGAUCACGACAGAGCCGAGUCCUCUCCUCCAUCCCACGAACCUCCAGCCAAGCUUUGAAGCCCGGCCUCAGUGUUCUGACCCGACGAUGGGGACAGCAGCUCUCUCUGGGGGCCAAGUUGGACCAGGAGGCUACUGUCUCCCCGACCCAGGCCCUAAGAUGACAUCAAAAGGAUGGAAGUUUCCAGUUCAUGCCGGAAUGUGGGUUUUCCAGCUGAGUCAGAUGGAGCCUGUUUCUAUGGCAGCCAUGCUCCACCACUACUCGAGGGUUUGGGGAGACAGAAUUCUUAACUGGGAGUAUUUUCGCUACCUGUCAAACAAGCAGGAGCCUGCCCAGGAAAGAACAAUAAAGAAAAAACCCUAAGCCCAGCUGGCUGAGCGCCCAGGCUUUGCAUUCUAGGUUCUUGGACAAGUGGCCCCCUGUUAUGGAGUCAAGUUGCCAUCACCACUCUCCGUCUGGGUGACACAGGGGCUGGUUGAGGGGCAGGAAGGGGAGUCGGGGCCAUGCUGAAGUAGCUAGCGUCAUGGAAACAGGACAGACUUGCCCUUGGUGCUCCCUGGCCAAGGGAGCUGAGAACUUAAGUUUCUCAGCCUCUCUAGGCUGCAUCAGUGAAAUGGGAAUGAGAAAAAGACACCAAGAAUGAAGAGCGCCUAGGUGGGACCAAGCACGGUGAUUUGGGGAAAGGAGGAGGGGAGGGGAAGGGCGGAGAGAAGAAAGCCCACAGAUCGACCCCCACCUUCCCCAAACUGCCUGGAAGCAGAGCCCACAGGCCCCAGGCUGGCCCCUCCCCUGGAGACUUGGCCAAAGUGUCAGACCAGGAAGUAUCAUUACGUCACUGGGCAUUCAGGGGUUAAUGAGGGGGAGUGGACAGGACCCUGGUAUUUAACUAAUGCGGAGAGGCCUUGAGAUCAGAGGCACGCCUGCUGACUUCCUUCUCCUUCAGCCCAGCUUCUCUACUCCCUGCACCCCUCCCCUCCCAGCAGAAUGAAGCUUCCCCCUCUUCUGACCUUACUUUGCCUCAUGGUGGCCCUGGCUGUCGGGAACCUGGUCCAGUUCGGGGUGAUGACUGAGAGAAUGAAGGGGCAGCCUGCGCUGCAGUACAUUGACUAUGGUUGCCACUGUGGUUUCGGCGGCUCCCACGGGCCAGUGGACCAGACAGACUGGUGCUGCCACGCCCAUGACUGCUGCUAUGGGAGUCUGGAGAAGCUGGGCUGUGAACCCAUGUUGGAAACGUAUCUUUUCUCUGCCAGCAGGCACGGCAUCUUCUGUGCUGGCAGAACCACCUGCCAGCAACAGACCUGCGAGUGUGACAAGAGGGCUGCUCUCUGCUUUCACGACAACCUGGGCACCUACGACCGCAAAUACGCCCGUUACCCCAACAAGCUGUGCACCGGACCUACCCCGCCCUGCUAAGGCUGUGCUCCGCUUCUUUCCUGCGGCCCCCUGCCCUCCAGCUGCUGGAGCCCCAGACCUCCGGAACGUUGGCACCAGAGCCCCUCCCUCUGGAAAAUUCCUUUCCUGCAAACCCAUCCCUCCCUGAGAGCUCCCAGAUGAGGAAGAGCCAUGCCCGGGGGCCCUUUAGCACCCAGAAGAUUCUAUAACCCACCCCCUGGGAUCUCAGUUCCCUCUUCCGAAUAUGUGAAUGAUAUUUUCCCAUAAUUCCAAUACUGAUCCUCAGAUUCUAUCAUUGUAGGGCUUAAUUAGUCUGCAGUUUCAUUCAUUCGUUCGUUUCUUGAGCACCCACCAUGUGCCAACAACGUGCUAAGUGCUGGGACACAGCGUGGGUCUGACAUGGGUGGCCCCUGUGCACAGCUCUGACAUUCUGUCCUUUUAAUUUCCCAUUACAGUGAGUUUCUGUGAUUCUCUUUUUCUAACAUUCCACCAUCUUAUCCAAGAUAAUAAUGGCACUCUCUAGAAGGAAUGUUUCUGGCCAUAUGGCAUAAUGUGAGAAGCACGCAAAAUGCCAACCUAAAAAUAUUGUCCCCACCAUGUCAUCAGGCUUCAAAUCCCUCCCAUUAGAAGACUGGCUCAAAGUGAAAAGAAGCUCUCAAAUCACCUUUUUCGAAGCCCUCCCUUGACAGAUGGGCAUUCGGGGCUCAGAGAGGGAAAGUUCUACCUGAAGGGGUGUCCUCACUCCCAUACCAGUGUGCCUUCAUUUCUUCAUGAGUGGGUAUCAGUCACUGACACUCUACCCCUCUGGUUGUCAUCUUGGACAGCCCAGGGUGCCCAGGGAAGGUCAGCUGUGAGGAUGCCCAGGCCAGGUCAGGCUCCUGAUACAGGGAGGGGAAGAGGAAAGGUUUCAACAUCCAACACCCUAGGGCCAACUCUGGAGCCAAUUUAAAGCACCAAAGGAUUCCCAUCAAAUGGAAUGCAGCCUAUCUGGGAAGCAAUGAACUUCAGCAGAUUCUACUCCUAAAUAUAGAUAUAUCUCCUCUAUCUAUAAUAUGCUGAUAAAAUCUUCCAGGAUUGGGAUGAGACUAUUCAAUGAGAUAAAGCAUGUAAAAAAGCAUCGCACAGGCAACGCUCUCAGCGGCCAGGUAAUAAACAUCCCCUCCCUUUGUCCAUUUCAUGGAACGUGUGCAACUUUCAGGACUUUGAGGGCAGGAAGGAGCCUGAAGCCAUCAAAUCGAUGAUCAUCAUACAUUUUAAAAGGUGAAGAAGUUCUGUGCUAGGAAAACAAACACAAACAAACAAAACAUGGGGGGCAGAUGUGCGCGCUUUGUUGCUGUGACUUGACUCAAAUCCUUGGCGAAUAAUCACCGGGAGACCAGGUCGUAAAGCACAGUGUGUGUGGGUGGGGAAGAGAGCCCAGUGUUUGUUGGGAAGAGUGGUCCUGAGGCACCCUCUGUUGUCCAUUUUGUUCAGGCUAACAGGUGGGAACAAAUUUGGCUUAAGCCUGAAUUUCCCUUCAUCAUGGGGGCAAAGUAUGCUUCUGGGCUAGUGAAACCGGCCGCUUCGCACUUUCAGUAAUCAUAUGCUGAGAAAUAAUCAAUAAGUCCUUACAGACAUCUUAGAAUGAUGGUACGACUGCAUACACGAGAAACACAGGAAGAAGGAACUGACCUGGGGGAGAUGGAGAGAGGUGGUGCUCUGGGCGUUACGGAUUCAAGGCAGCGAUGGAAGGAGUACCUUGUGAGGUUACAAUUGCUUAACCAUCUGACAGGGUGAAAACUGGAACUUAAGAACAAGCCUCGGUGCAGUCUGUUUUUUGAAGAAUCAACAAAUAUUUGGUGAAUGCAAGAAUGAUUCCGUCUAAAUCCUGUUUGUGUGUGUGUACAGUACAUACGCUUGAUUUCCAGUGCAGACUUGGUGGAAAAGGCUGAAAAAAGGAAAGGAGAGCCCUGAACUUGAUGUCGGAGCUUCCAGGUAGAGCCCUCUGCUCUGCCGGUUAGCAGUGGUGCAUCUGUUCUAGACCCCGCUGCUCAGGGAGCUUAUUAGAAAUGCAGAAUCUUGGACCUGACCCCAGAUGGCCGAGUUAACAAGACCCCCAGGUGACUCGUGUGCACACUGAAAGCACUGAUAUAUGGCCACAGACAGCCUCAGUGUCUGCACUUGUGAAAUAGAACAAUGACAUUUCCCUGGUAGGUUGAUUGUAGCGAGGUUUUAAUAAAUUAGCAUGUGUGGAUGUACACAAAAUAAUGCCUAGCACAUUAUAAGCAUCCCAUAAAUGAA